UCCUUUAAUUCCGCUUCACUUUUUUGCAGGUAGCAUAUUCACUCAUCAUAUUCCAAGAAAACAAAAAACCCACCUCAAAGAUUCAACCUUUUUCAACAUUCAUCAAUGGCAGCAGCAGCAGCGACAACAAACCCAUCCUCAUCGUAUUCUCCGCACACAUUUAACAAAUAUCUAACAAACCCACAUCCCAUUCAUCGUCCUUUUUUGUUAAAACUAAAACAUGAUCGUAACAAAUUACAAUCUGUUCGUUGUAGUCAGUUUGACCCACCACCUAGUAAAUUGUCUGCUGCUGUUAAUUCUGAUUUUACUGACCGCACUUCUUCUUCUUCAUCUUGUUCUAGUAGCAUUGAUUUUCUUACCUUGUGUCAUAGCCUAAAGACCACAAAAAGGAAGGGGUGGGUCAACCAUGGAAUAGAGGGUCCUGAGUCUAUAGCUGAUCAUAUGUAUCGGAUGUCAUUAAUGGCUUUAAUUUCUGGCGAUCUUCCUGGCAUCAACAGGGAAAGGUGUAUCAAGAUUGCAAUUGUGCAUGACAUUGCAGAAGCUAUCGUUGGAGAUAUAACACCAUCUGAUGGCGUACCGAAAGCAGAAAAGAGUAGACUCGAGCAAGCGGCUUUAAAUGAAAUGUGCGAUGUUCUUGGUGGUGGGAUGAGGGCUGAAGAAAUCAAAGAACUUUGGAGGGAAUAUGAAGAUAAUGCUUCCCUUGAGGCUAAUCUUGUGAAAGAUUUUGACAAAGUCGAGAUGAUCCUGCAAGCACUUGAAUAUGAAACUGAACACGAUAGAGUUUUGGAUGAAUUUUUUCACUCCACGGCUGGGAAGUUUCAAACUGAAAUUGGCAAGAGUUGGGCAGCUGAGAUCAUUGCAAGGAGAAAUUCAAGGUUGGCAAAGAAACUAAACUAACCAGAUUUGCCCCUUUCGGACGAUGAAAGAUGUCAUCAUUUCAUAUCUUUUAAACAUAAAAGCAAAAUCUUAUCACAAUUUUAUUAAUGUUUGGCAUCCUAUAAUCUGAAAGUUGUUGCAAUAGUUUCAAGAUAUAAGAGCUUUGAAAUUACCUUUUUUGUAACAUGUAAGCUUUAAGCCAAUGGAUUUGGUCUCUAGUUUGUCAAA
Messenger RNA from Erigeron canadensis, 1104 nucleotides. Its product is annotated as 5'-deoxynucleotidase HDDC2. Gene Ontology annotation, molecular function: 5'-deoxynucleotidase activity. Lineage: Eukaryota; Viridiplantae; Streptophyta; Magnoliopsida; Asterales; Asteraceae. The transcript is spliced from 8 exons. Gene Ontology annotation, cellular component: cytoplasm. Bases 106 to 897 code for a protein of 263 amino acids. The record is from RefSeq and is a predicted model, not a curated record.